AUGUCGCCCAUCACGCCGUACAAGAUCAAUGUGCCCGAGGAGAAGAUCCAGCGUCUGAAGCAGCAAAUCGCCCUCGCUGACUUCCCAGAUGAACUCCCCGACGUCGAACCCUGGACUCGAGGCACCCCCUUGUCUGAUCUGAAGCGCCUCGCCGCGUAUUGGAAGGAUGGCUUCGACUGGCGCAAACACGAGGCCAAGCUGAAUGAACUGCCCCAGUUCAUGACCCAGAUCGACGUCGACGGCUUCGGCACCUACGACAUCCACUUCGUCCACGCGCAGAGUCCCGUCAAGAACGCCAUCCCACUGAUCUUUUGCCACGGGUGGCCGGGCAGUUUUGUGGAGAUCACCAAGAUCCUCCCGCUGCUGCUCGACGGCGGGAAGGACGCCCCUUCGUUUCACGUCGUUGCGCCCAGUAUGGUCGACUAUGGAUUCUCGUCAGGGGCCGGAAAGGCGAACUUUCAAUUCGAGCAGCAUGCCGAGGUGGCUCAUAAACUCAUGACCAAGCUGGGCUACAAGCAAUACGUCGCUCAAGGAGGAGACUUGGGCUACUUCGUGGUGCGCUUCCUGGCGAUGCAAUACCCAGAGUCGUGCAAGGCGCAGCACAUCAACAUGUGCCACCCACCCGAGAUCAGCGCCACGUCGCAUCCCGCCCUGUGGGCGCAGUACCAGGCGACUCCGCUGACCGAGUACGAGAAGGCGGGCAUUGCUCGGUCGCGCUGGUUCCGCCAGGAAGGGUUCGGGUACAACCUCCUCCACAGCACGCGGCCCCAGACGGCCGGGUAUGCCAUCACCGCGAGCCCCGUGUCGCUGCUGGCCUGGAUCUACGAGAAACUCCACGACUGGACCGACGGCUACCCGUGGACCGACGACGAGGCCCUCACCUGGAUCAGCAUCUACUACUUCUCGACCGCGGGCGCGGCGGCCUCGCUGCGCAUCUACUACGAGAAAACGCACCGGACGCCCCGGGAGGGAUUCCCCCUGAAGGAGGCCUAUCUCGAGAUCCAGCGCUACGUCGACGUGCCUCUGGGCUACUCGCGGUUUCCCAAGGAAAUCGUCCUGCUGCCGAAUAUCUGGGUGAAGGCCAUGGGUCCCGUCGUGUUCACCAGAGAACAUGAGAAGGGUGGCCACUUUGCCGCCUGGGAGUUGCCCGAGGUGCUGGUCCAGGAUAUCCGCACCAUGUUUGGCAAGCGGAGUGCCGCGCACGGCGUGGUGCAGGGGAAGUCAGGGUAUGAUGAGUAG
Molecule: messenger RNA, 1239 nt
Organism: Fonsecaea erecta
Lineage: Eukaryota; Fungi; Ascomycota; Eurotiomycetes; Chaetothyriales; Herpotrichiellaceae
Exons: 3
Coding region: 1-1239 (412 amino acids)
Biological process (GO): epoxide metabolic process
Molecular function (GO): epoxide hydrolase activity
Source: RefSeq, a predicted model, not a curated record